Molecule: messenger RNA, 652 nt
Organism: Carassius auratus (goldfish)
Lineage: Eukaryota; Metazoa; Chordata; Actinopteri; Cypriniformes; Cyprinidae
Product: ras-specific guanine nucleotide-releasing factor RalGPS1-like
Exons: 7
Biological process (GO): Ras protein signal transduction
Cellular component (GO): plasma membrane
Molecular function (GO): guanyl-nucleotide exchange factor activity
Source: RefSeq, a predicted model, not a curated record
UUUCAGUAUUACUAAAGAACCACUGCUUGGGAUGGCCUUCACCAACACUACCAUGCAGAUAUUAGCCAUGUGAAAGAUCUGGAAAAACAAAAUGGGGAUGGCUGAGAGGUCGUGUGUGGCGGUGAGCAGCUGAGGUCGGCUGUGAUCUGGGUCUUCUCUUCUGACUGAGAGCAUGUACAGGAGGAAUGGACUCCCUGCCAGCGUCAGCAUCACCUCACGCCACACACAGGACAGCAGUAGUUCAGAGUCCCUGGAUGGACGGAGUUUGGACUCUGCCAAGAGCUUUGACGCGGUGGUGUUUGACAUGCUCAAAGUGACACCCGAGGAGUUUGCUAGUCAGAUCACUUUGAUGGACGCUCCUGUAUUCAAAGCGAUACAGCCUGAGGAGCUGGCAAGCUGUGGAUGGAACAAGAAGGAGAAGCAUAGCCUGUCACCCAAUGUUGUGGCCUUCACACGGAGAUUUAACCAGGUCAGUUUCUGGGCAGUGAGGGAGAUAUUGACGGCUCAAACAUUGAAAAUCCGAGCAGAAAUAUUGGGCCACUUCAUCAAAAUUGCCAAGAAACUCCUGGAGCUGAAUAACCUCCACUCUCUGGUGUCGGUGGUCUCUGCUCUUCAAAGCGCUCCUAUCUUCAGAUUGAGCAAGACCUGGGCA